AUGCCCUUCAACUUGGUUUUCUUCGUGCCCAUUUACAAAUGGUUUAAUGAGGAGGAGAUGUGGAGAACCUGGGGGGACCCUUUGCUUCUCCCGGACUGGGAGGCUUUGCCUCUGGGACCCGCUUCCUGCUCCACUUUCCUGUCCACGCCGCCCGAAGCCUGCGCCGCGAUCCUCGUGGCUGGGGCCGCGUUGGGCGCAGCCGGCGUGGACCACGUGAUUCUGGCCGUGAGCUACAUGUCGCAGGUGCUGGAGAAGGAAAUGAAGGCGCAGGAGCAGAGGCUGGGAAUCAGAAUCUCCAUGUCGCAUGAGGAGGAGCCUUUGGGGACAGCUGGGCCCCUGGCCCUGGCCCGGGACCUGCUCUCUGAGACGGCAGACCCUUUCUUCGUCCUCAACAGUGACGUGAUCUGCGACUUCCCGUUCCAAGCCAUGGUGCAGUUCCACCGGCACCACGGCCAGGAGGGCUCCAUUUUGGUGACCAGAGUGGAGGAGCCCUCCAAGUACGGCGUGGUGGUGUGCGAGGCCGACACCGGCCGCAUCCACCGGUUCGUGGAGAAGCCCCAGGUGUUCGUGUCCAACAAGAUCAACGCGGGCAUGUACAUCCUGAGCCCGGCCGUGCUGCGGCGCAUCCAGCUGCGGCCUACGUCCAUUGAGAAGGAGGUCUUCCCUGUCAUGGCCAAGGAGGGGCAGCUGUAUGCCAUGGAGCUGCAGGGCUUCUGGAUGGACAUCGGGCAGCCCAAGGAUUUCCUCACCGGCAUGUGCCUCUUCCUGCAGUCACUGCGGCAGAAGCAGCCUGAGCAGCUGUGCUCGGGCCCUGGCAUCGUGGGCAACGUGCUGGUGGAUCCAAGCGCCCGCAUUGGCCAGAACUGCAGCAUUGGCCCCAACGUGAGCCUGGGUCCCGGCGUGGUGGUGGAGGACGGCGUGUGCAUCCGGCGGUGCACGGUGCUGCGCGACGCCCACAUCCGCUCCCACUCCUGGCUGGAGUCGUGCAUCGUGGGCUGGCGCUGCCGCGUGGGCCAGUGGGUGCGGAUGGAGAACGUGACGGUGCUGGGUGAGGACGUCAUAGUUAACGACGAGCUCUACCUCAACGGGGCCAGCGUGCUGCCCCACAAGUCCAUUGGCGACUCGGUGCCGGAGCCGCGAAUCAUCAUGUGAGGGGCUGCCAUAGCCCCGUUAUUGGCAAGGGGGCACUGGCUUGACGUGUCAUAGGCCCUGGACUCGCUACCAUGUCUGGGGAGGCCUGGACAAGGCGGAAGCAGUCGGACACCUACCUUCUGUGCACACAAUCUGGCAGGGUCCUUGCUGGGCACACCCCACCCCGCCCACUCCCUCAAGAAGGGCCGGGUCAGGGCUGUUUGAAUAAUAAUUUAAUGCUCACAGUG
Myotis brandtii (Brandt's bat) is the source of this 1379-nucleotide messenger RNA. RefSeq names its product GDP-mannose pyrophosphorylase B (gene GMPPB). Gene Ontology annotation, biological process: cell wall mannoprotein biosynthetic process; GDP-mannose biosynthetic process. Gene Ontology annotation, molecular function: mannose-1-phosphate guanylyltransferase (GTP) activity; GTP binding. NCBI's taxonomy places the organism in Eukaryota, Metazoa, Chordata, Mammalia, Chiroptera, Vespertilionidae. The record is from RefSeq and is a predicted model, not a curated record. The transcript is spliced from 9 exons. Gene Ontology annotation, cellular component: cytoplasm. Bases 1 to 1152 code for a protein of 383 amino acids.